UUCAGUUACGAUUUUGUUAGCGCCGAAUGUACAGUGUCACAAUAAUAAUACAUUUAGUACCUCUUUACUAUCUAGUGUAAUCUUUAUUGUUCGACAUGUUUGUGUUGUAAAAGUGAAUAGUAUUUAUUUAUUCAUUUCAAUUAUGAUUAAAGAUAGACUGAAAGAGUUACAAGCUGCCAAACAAAGUACAAUCUUCAACAUUCUAAUUAUUUGUUUUGUGCAUACAGAGCAUGGCUAAAUAGAUUUAUUAUCUACCCGUGAUACGGAGUUCAAGUAGUGGCCGUUCAUAUACCUAAGUUGAUUGUGUCGUAGAUCGUUGAAGAUGUAUUUCCAAAUCACAUCAACAGAAUAGAUUCCCGAAAUAACAUGAGAGGAGUGGACAACGUAGCUCUGGACAUUCAAUACUCCGAGUAUAGUUACAUGGAACAUUUCUUUGAUCAAAUCGAACAGUGUCGGCUGAAAAUAAGACAAAUCAAAGAGCAUGUAGUGUUGAUGAGGACAUUACACGGAAAGUUACUACUUCUACCCAGGCAAGAUGAAAAUAUGAAACGAGAUAUAGAUAUAAAAACAGAAAAUGUAAAAAAAAUGGGGAAACAAGUCAGCACCACAUUAAAAGGUUUAGAAAAACAGAUUAAACAGGAAGAAGACGAGUUUUCCGGUGACAACGAACAAGUGAGCGCCGCGUUGCGGAUACGAAAAACCCAACAUGCCACCACGAUACACAUGUUAGUUGAAGCGCUAGCCGAGUUUAAUGCCGAGCAGAUCAUCUACAAAGAAAAAUGCGAAGAACGCAUGCAGAAAGUCGUGUGCAUAGCGAAAGCCGAAAUAUCCAACGAUCAGUUCGACGAACUGGUCAGCCAAGGCAACUAUUCCGCCGUGUUCAAUGGCAACAUAAUUGCCGAAACGCUGGAAGCUAGGAAAACGUUGCAGGAAGUCCAAGACAGGCACUUAGAACUAAUGAAACUGGAGAAGAGCAUCCAGGAGCUCCGGGACAUGUUUGUUGAGAUGGCGAUGCUGGUUGAAAAGCAAGGUGACAUAAUUAAUAGUAUAGAACAACAUGUGUUAAGAGCCGGGGAAGCUGCUGAAAAUGCCAAAAUUGAAACAAAAAAAGCGGUCAUAUACACUAGUAAAGCGAGAGUGAAAAAAAUCGUCUUCAUAAUGAUUUGCAUCUGUGUGACCUUAUGCAUGAUAGCGUGGUUGUACUCAAGUUUUUUCGGAAAUGAUGAAACCACCGAAACUUAACAUCUCCAAAAUUUUUUUCAUUUAUUAAAUUGUAACUGUAAGGUGAAAUUCUGUGAUAUUUGUGCAACUAUAUAUAUUUAUAUUUAUUUAUGUAUAUUACAUCAGUACUUAU
This is a messenger RNA of Melanaphis sacchari, 1354 nucleotides long. RefSeq names its product syntaxin-like. Gene Ontology annotation, cellular component: endomembrane system; plasma membrane; SNARE complex. Gene Ontology annotation, molecular function: SNAP receptor activity; SNARE binding. Lineage: Eukaryota; Metazoa; Arthropoda; Insecta; Hemiptera; Aphididae. Gene Ontology annotation, biological process: exocytosis; intracellular protein transport; vesicle fusion. The record is from RefSeq and is a predicted model, not a curated record. Bases 367 to 1242 code for a protein of 291 amino acids. The transcript is spliced from 10 exons.